Molecule: messenger RNA, 1316 nt
Organism: Hydractinia symbiolongicarpus
Lineage: Eukaryota; Metazoa; Cnidaria; Hydrozoa; Anthoathecata; Hydractiniidae
Exons: 2
Coding region: 138-1187 (349 amino acids)
Molecular function (GO): catalytic activity
Source: RefSeq, a predicted model, not a curated record
AACGAACUAAACAUGUUUUCGAUAAGUCGAUCUCAAACAAAUGGCUUAAGAAGAAGGUCCAUUUAGAAAAUAAAAUAAAAUAUAAUUAACGUUUUCGUAAGCUGUACACGAUCAAGGUAACAAUAUUUGGAGGAACUAUGAAGUCUGUAUUCAAAUUUAUGGUAGUUGUUGUGUUGUUGGCCUUUUGCAGAGGGAAAGAUGACCAAUGUUUACACAGCGGCUGUCCCCUCUCUGCUGGGAUAAAAUCUCCUGAGUUGGAAAAUGCCAUCCAUCGCCAGUUAAAGGGGAAAGAAAUGAAAGAAAACAUUUUAAAAGUGAUGACAUGGAAUAUAAUGAACAAUACGGAUAAUGAUGGAGAGGAUAGUUGGAAGAACAGAAAAGCUGAUGUAUGCAAAUUUAUCACUGAAGUUAGACCAACGGUGCUAGGUCUCCAAGAAGUUACUACAAAUCGGUUACAAUAUUUGGUGAAGUGUUUAGGUGGAUACCAAAUGAUCACUACAAAGAAACGCAACAAAGGUUUAUCACCUAAUCCAAUCUUUGUGAAACGAAACCGAAGAUUUCGAGUAAUGAAUGCGGGUAUAUUUCAGUUACCAACAAAACCCAACAGCACACAAACUCAGUCUUGUUCCUGGAUCAAGCUACGUUUUGCUGAACGUUUAAAAGCACCUGGUCGAGUGAAAGAAAGUUUUCGUGAUAAAAUGUUACGUUUGUUACGACAAUCAACAAACAACGCUAAACAACGAAAUCGUCACAUCCCAAAACGCCGCCGAUUUUACGUGGAAUAUCGUUGGAAGGAUAUAUUUAUAGCAAACACACAGUUAGAUGCAAACCAAACUGGUGUAGCAGAAAACCAAAUUGUACACGUGAUGAAACAUAUGAGACAAAAUAAAAUGCAAAGACGUGCUUAUCCUGUUAUUAUUAUGGGCGACUUUGGGCACGAGCAGCAAACCGAACUACAUCAAGCAAUCAAAGAAAGAAAAUGGAUAAAAAACACAAUGAUUACGUCACGAAAGGCACUUCCUGCGUUGACUAAGAUUAACUUAAAAACGCUAAAAGAAGAAAGGUUAAUUGAUUUCAUUGGUUCAAGAAAGUUAACAGCCUUGCUUUCAGCUGUCUUGAUGGAUGCUAGACCUAAUGGUCGGCCUUUUUCGGACCAUAGGCCAGUUUUGACUGCCUACGUGAUUUGACAGAUUACAUAUCGUACAUGUUAUGUGUAACAGUCGCUUUUUGAGUAGCAAAAUAUAAGCUAUUUUUAUUGACAAUUUUUCUACAUAUUAUGUGUCAUGAAAGAAUUUUCAGCUGUCUCUGCAUUUGAA